GGUAUAAAAUUGGCUACUUUAGAAAAUGUCUAAUAUGUAAUAGAGGCAAUGUAUUGUUUCCCUCUAGAGAAGAAGAAGCAAUUUAUUUUUAUUUUAGGGAAAUUUCCCACAGUUUGUUUUGUUAUAUAUUAACUCUUCAAGAUCUAAGAUUGUCAUUAAAAAAAAGUAACAAUGAAUAGAUAUUUUUAACGUAAAUAUGUUCUGUAAACGGCAAAUUGCCUAAUAGUAAGGAGAGGCGUAUGCGACUUCUUCAAGAUGAUCAGCACCUUUCUGACUGUGAAUUUCUUGUUGGGGAUUCACCAGAUAAGGAACCACAACGCUUUCGUUGCCAUAAAAUGAUUUUAGCUUCUGCCUCUGAAGUUUUCGAACGAAUGUUUUACAGUGAGUUUAAUGUUGAUGGGCCAGUACGUGUAAUAGAAGUAGAUGCCAAAAGUUUUGAACGUUUCUUACGCUAUGUUUAUAUAUAUGAAAUAGAAACAGAAGAAAAUCUGUCGCUGAAAGAGUUAUGUGAAUUAUUGUAUUUAGCAGACAAGUAYAUGAUGCAAGAUUUAACCGAUGAAUUAGUAAAACAUUUGAAACAGAAACACAAUUGGACAAUAAGUGAUGUGUGGCCAAUAUUUGAUUUGGCAUGCCUUUAUGAAAACUUACCAUUAUUAUUAUUAUGUUAUGAGAAAAUAACAAAAUCCGUCGUGACGCUGUUAUCUGUCGACUCCUUCUAUGAACUGAAUGCGAACCAUCUGAAACGAGUGGUGAUAUUAGUUUCGCAACAGCCACAUAUAUCAACAAAAUUAAUGCUUCAAAGGCUAGAGGAAUAUGGGCGUCGAAAUAAGUUACAUGAAAAUCGAGAAUCUGAACAGUUUUUUAAAUUGGUCGAAGCCGCAUGCCUGUUGGAUUUCAACAAACUAUCAAAAGCAGAUUAUGAGUCGGGACUUAGACAAUCAUAUUUGUUUAACAAAAAGUAACCAAAUAAUUAGAUGCUAAUUUAAAAAACCAAUUAGCAGUUACGUCCGUUUUACAUAAUAUCAUUAGGUGUACAUGUGUAUUGUUCUUGAUUAUGAGUUUUAAAGAUUAUAGAUAAUGUAGAAAUGCUGCCGGGUUUGCCGGAAAAAAAAUUCGAUUCCGUUCUCGUUACGUAUUCGUGGUAAAGAUGAUACACAUUAUCUUUGGCUGUAUGAGUUAAAAUUUGUAAUGUGGAUAAGAUUUAUUAUAUUUAUUAUCAUGAUCAUUUAUUUUACAGUUUUUCAAUAAAAAAAUCUACACAGUGUAAA
This is a messenger RNA of Bactrocera latifrons, 1268 nucleotides long. RefSeq names its product BTB/POZ domain-containing protein 3. Lineage: Eukaryota; Metazoa; Arthropoda; Insecta; Diptera; Tephritidae. Gene Ontology annotation, cellular component: cytosol; P-body. The record is from RefSeq and is a predicted model, not a curated record. The coding region runs from base 240 to 962 and encodes 240 amino acids. Gene Ontology annotation, molecular function: protein binding. The transcript has 3 exons. Gene Ontology annotation, biological process: neurogenesis.